Molecule: messenger RNA, 1586 nt
Organism: Paramisgurnus dabryanus
Lineage: Eukaryota; Metazoa; Chordata; Actinopteri; Cypriniformes; Cobitidae
Gene: snai3
Product: snail family zinc finger 3
Biological process (GO): regulation of DNA-templated transcription
Molecular function (GO): RNA polymerase II cis-regulatory region sequence-specific DNA binding; DNA-binding transcription factor activity, RNA polymerase II-specific
Source: RefSeq, a predicted model, not a curated record
AAAGAAUAGGAUACUUAUUGGAAACUUGAAGACAUGCCACAUGUUUUAAUAAAAACAAGUGACGCUAUUUUCAUCUCGUGCAUGCACCUGUUACGCAGCGGUAUGUCGGUCGCGACACACAUGACUCCGCCCCUUUACACUUGUCCUUCACUUCUGAUUGGCUCAGCGGGAUGUCUAUGGUAAUUUUCGUCCAGCCUUGCACCUGACUCGCUUCUUUAGUCAAAGACAACUUCCAAGCAUCAGAUAUUUGUUAACUCGCCAUCUCUCAGUGAAAACAAACCAAGGAGAAUUUUUUGCCAAAGUACCAUGCCAAGAUCUUUCCUGGUGAAAAAACACCUUACCAACAAGAAGCCUGACUAUGGUGUGCUGGAGUCAAAAAAACACGAGGUGAUGAACACAGAAUCUUCAAGCACCAAACUCAAACCGCUGCACCAUGAACCAACGUUUCCUGCACCACCUCAUGUGUUCACCGCACCGAGCAGCUCUUUGAGGAUGAACCCUAUUAAUUUAGGGAUGUACCACCCAAGCCUGCCCAUGGACAGCCCAGCUCUGGCUCUCCCUUACCCCGUACCCCUCCGAGACAUGCAGCCUGUUCUCCCGACGCCGGAGUUUACCCAAUCAUUCCAGCGUUUCCACAGAAAUCCAGAAGAUAAAGUGCCAUUGUCCCAAUCAGAAGCUGGCACCGCAAGCAGCGUCCAGGAGCGACGUGAUGGGUGUUUGGACCGUCACAAAUCUUACUUUACCUUCUCUAGUAUGAGCAAACAGAGGAAGCUGCAUUGUGAGUGGCAAUGCCAAAAGUACUUUAGCUGUAAAUACUGCGACAAGGAGUACGCCAGUCUCGGGGCGCUGAAGAUGCACAUCCGCACGCAUACGCUGCCUUGUGUGUGCAAACUCUGCGGAAAGGCCUUCUCCAGGCCAUGGUUACUUCAAGGACACAUUCGCACACACACAGGUGAAAAGCCGUUCUCCUGCCCGCACUGCAGUCGUGCAUUUGCUGACCGCUCAAACCUUCGUGCACAUCUACAAACCCACUCUGAGAUCAAGAAAUAUCAGUGCAAAAACUGCUUUAAGACUUUCUCCAGGAUAUCACUUCUGUCAAAGCACGAGGAAGCAGGCUGCUGCCCAAUGUCCUGAUGUUUACCAAAGUCUCUCUGAUGGGACGGAUCAACAAAACUGAAUAAUACACACACACAUAUGAAGAGCUUGGAUGCAAAAGCCUCUAAACGCCACCUCUGUUAAACGUGAGAAUGAUAUUAAUUAAAUGCUAUUGUCACGUAUUAUACGUCCAUCAAAUACUUUAACUUCAAAUCCACUUAAUCCCGGCCUCAGGUCAUUUUUUUGGCACAAUCCAUUAAAGUCUGAUAAAAAUGCUGAUUUAUAUGAAAACAUGUCAGGUUUUGCAUUUAAGCUCUUCAAAUAUACCAUAACUGCAUUCUGAUACUAUAAAGCACAAACAAACUGUACAUUGUGUGCAUAUUUUUUGUGAAAAAGUUGCAGUUUUGUAAUAUUGCCGUUUUAUCUUAGAUGUGAUGGGUUGUCAUGUUAAGGUUUUGUAAUGCAAAAAUAUUAAGGCAAACAAUAAAAUA